AGGUAAAAUGAGUGAAGACAUUGUUUACAUACCAGUUUAUCUGUCACAAGUGAGACUGGCAGUGGUGACAGGUAUUAAAGGUCAAACAGAGGGUACAUGGAACGUCUUUCAACAGAAGUUAAAUCAUACUGCCAGUGAUAUAGAAUUUGAUAACGAAUUUGGAAAUCCACAUAUUGCCGAGUAUGACACUAGUACAGUUCACACUGGUAACACGUACACGUAUAUUGAACCGACAUCUUACUGUAAAAUUCUCAGUCUUGUAAGCAAAUCACCACAUAAAUCAUUUGACACUGCAUCCUCGAACCAAGUACAUAAUCAUCAAGAUCAAGGCCAAGGUCUAAACGAUUACGAGGAAAUUGACAUCACGGCGCGUGAGAAUCAAACGACACUUGAACCAUAUGACAAGCUCAUGAUGUCACAGUCAAAGACAAGUCAGUUGACGUCAAAAUUACAUAAGCACAAUAGAAAAUAUCAUGUGACACCACCAGCGCUCCCAGAACGGAAGCCAUUACCUGGUCUUCCUGCAUUAGUUUCAAAGGAUAAUAGUGCGGAAUCAAUAUAUGAAAAUGGUGUACCACGAACGAAUUUAGCACCAUCAACGCACACCAGCCCAAAACUUAAACCUAAGCCAUCACCUGGAGCCGUGAGUAAAUUUGUACGUGAAGUUAAAAGGCAUGCUGACGUAAAGAAACUGAGUAUCGACGAGGUUGUCGAGUAUCUUAAAAAACUGAACCUAGGAAAAUAUGCUGAUACUUUUAAGACUGAGCAAAUUGAUGGUCGACUGCUUAUACAACUGGACAAAGACAUGCUGAAAGAAGAUUUUGAUAUGAAAGGUGUGGAGGCACUGAGACUUGUUACCUUUGCCAAAAAAGGCCACGUGCCAUAUUAGAUCAGCCCGGGAUUGGGUACUACUAUCUGAACGUGAUAAACUUUUCAUUUGUUAAAGUUUUGUUUGUGAAUUUGUAGCGUCGAUGCCCACUUAUAAGUAAUAGUGUGUAACCAAGUGCUAUUUCUAAGAUUAAUUGUUAUUUUCCAAGAAAGACAACUCUGUCGACCUUGUUUGAUUUUUACUCGUAACUUUGUAUCAUUAUGUCCCUUUGACCAAAUCUGCUAUGUUUCCCUCCUAAAGUUAUGGUCACCUGAGAUCAGUGUUUGUAUAAUCAGAAGUUGUUGGUCAUUGUGGCAUGUACGAGUAUAUGUGUUUUUCUUACUUCGAAAUCAGUAUUUAAACAUUAAGGUUUGAGUAAUUUGGUAUUGGUAUAUUCUUAAAAGAGCUUAUGUCAACAUAAUAAAAACUUAUUUCAAUUAAUAAGUUGUGGUUUUGAUACAAAUCAUUUUGAUAAAUUAGUAAUAUUCUUGAGUGUUAGAAUUCAAGAUGACAGCAUACUUCCUUGUCUUAUAGUUAUUCAUAGAAAUCACUGUUUCUAUUUGUUAUAUACUGAUGUUUGUAAUUUACAGUUAUAAAUACAGCAUAAUUAACAGCACAGUGAGACAGACAGGUGUGAGGUUGCAAGAGUUUGAUCCACAAUUUGUAUGUUAUAUUAUGUUCAUAUGUAAUUGGUUAUAUAUUUUGGAACUAUAUAUAUUAAGGUAAUUAUUCUAUAAAUAACUGGUUAAGUGGUUACAAGAUGCAAGAAUAUAUCUAGAUAUGUGUUUUGUGUUUAGAUUAUACAUUAAGAAAAGGUGCAAUUCUUAGAAUAUUUAAAUGCCUGACUGAUCUGUUGAUAUAAGGGAUUUGUUAUAUUUAAAGAUAUUAUAUAUAUUGAAUCAUAUAUUUCGUUAUGGUCAGG
Ruditapes philippinarum (Manila clam) is the source of this 1790-nucleotide messenger RNA. RefSeq lists its product as uncharacterized. Gene Ontology annotation, molecular function: protein binding. The transcript is spliced from 2 exons. Bases 8 to 889 code for a protein of 293 amino acids. NCBI's taxonomy places the organism in Eukaryota, Metazoa, Mollusca, Bivalvia, Venerida, Veneridae. The record is from RefSeq and is a predicted model, not a curated record.